Molecule: messenger RNA, 624 nt
Organism: Huiozyma naganishii CBS 8797
Lineage: Eukaryota; Fungi; Ascomycota; Saccharomycetes; Saccharomycetales; Saccharomycetaceae
Gene: PAA1
Product: polyamine acetyltransferase
Exons: 1
Coding region: 1-624 (207 amino acids)
Cellular component (GO): cytoplasm
Molecular function (GO): aralkylamine N-acetyltransferase activity
Source: RefSeq, a predicted model, not a curated record
AUGGCGGCAUCUGAUGUUGGGUUAUCCAGUGCUGCAGCCACUUCUGGCUCGAACUCGUCCACUUUGCCUCUGCACAUGUACAUCCGUCCACUUAUAAUCGAGGACUUGGCACAAACUGUGGACUUAGAGGCGUUGUGUUUCCCCCCUAACGAGCGUGCCAGCAAGGAGAAGAUUCAAUUCAGACUGCUGACCUGUCCCGAGCUGUGUUCCGGGCUGUUCUUGAGAGAGGUGAACAUGACCACUAAGCAGAUCACGAAGGAGACUGUGAUCGGUCAUAUCCUUGCGACGAAGAUUUCCACUCACUACAUCACUCUAGAGGGGAUGGAAUUGACCCACGAUGAGUCUAGCGACAUCAUCGCCAUCCACUCCGUGGUGAUCCAUCCGGACUACCAGAAGAAAAACCUAGCGACGUUGCUUCUAACCGACUACAUACAAAAACUGUCCAACCAGGAAGUAGGUGCCAAGAUUGUCAUUAUUGCACACGAGCCGCUUGUGCCGUUCUAUGAAAGAGUCGGCUUCCAAGUUGUCGGCGAAAAUAAGAGUGUGUCCAAGGACCCAUCCUUUGCCAGCACCAAGUGGAUUGAUAUGGAAAGAGAAUUGGUCAAAGAGGAGUACGAAAAUUAG